UCCUCUGUCUCCGAAUGGAGAGUGAUCUUUUUUCACAUCUAUUGAAUCUCUCAGAGAUCGCCUUGUCGCGCGGCCUGAGGAGGGACCACAUAGAUCACAGAAUGCUUCAGCCAGCGAGGGAUCGACGUUUCCACAGCAUCCACUUCGCCUUCUGAUAUCGCGGACUUUCCAGCGGACGGCGUGAAAGUGGGGAAUUGUUGGAGACCUCCAGAUUCGCGAAAUGUUGGAAUGGAAGGCGCAGACUCUGACUCGCCGUCUCAAACAGGAGUAUGAAGUGCUUUGCGGAUCUGGGAUCAACGAGAGACAAACUUGGUUUUCUUCGGAUAUCACUAAACGCUCGCGGGGAAAUACACUAGCGCGGAUAACGAGACGUUCGGCGCAGACUUUGCAACAUGGCCUCGGCUGUUAAUGUGUCCUCCGAGCAGGAAAACAGAGACCCCGAUCGGCCGAGGUUAACGCGGAGAAAUAGGGGCAACUAUCGGACCGCAGCGGCGGAUUUGGAGUAUUUGCAGCGGCCGAGCUAUUGCGAUGCCGCCUUUGCAUUGGAGCAGAUUUCAGAGGGGAAAGCGAUUGGGAGGAAAGCGCCGCUGUGGUUGAGAGCAAAGUUUCAAAGACUUUUGUUUAAACUUGGCUGUUACAUACAGAAGAACUGCGGAAAGUUUUUAGUUGUGGGUCUUUUAAUAUUCGGAGCUUUUGCUGUUGGCUUAAGGGCAGCUAAUCUGGAGACGGACGUGGAGAAACUCUGGGUAGAAGUGGGCGGCAGGGUGAAUCAGGAACUCAAGUACACGCGGCAGAAGAUCGGAGAGGAGGCCAUGUUUAAUCCUCAGCUCAUGAUACAGACGCCGCGACAGGAAGGUGCUGACAUUCUGACCGUAGAAGCUAUCAAGCAGCACCUCAACUCUGCCAUAAAGGCCAGCCGAGUGCAAGUUUACAUGUACAACAGGAAAUGGAAAUUGGAAGAUUUAUGCUACAAAUCAGGAGAACUUGUUACAGAAACCAAUAUUGUGGACCAGAUUAUAGAGAAACUUUACCCAUGUCUGAUCAUCACUCCUCUAGACUGCUUCUGGGAAGGUGCUAAGCUACAUUCAGGAACGGUCUACCUCUCCGGCAGAGACCCAAUGCAGUGGACCAACUUUGAUCCGAUGGGAUUCAUUGCUGAGCUGAAGAUGCUGAAGUAUCCGGUGGACAGCUGGGAGGAGAUGCUGGUCAAAGCAGAGGUGGACCAUGGCUAUAUGGACCGCCCCUGUCUAAAUCCCGCGGACCCCGACUGCCCGUUGUCAGCUCCCAACAAGAACAUGACACAGCCUUUUGACGUGGCUGGUGUUCUGACUGGUGGCUGCUAUGGGCUUUCCAAAAAGUACAUGCACUGGCAGGAGGAGCUUAUCGUAGGUGGGACCAAGAAGAACGACAGCGGCAAACUUCUGAGUGCACAGGCCCUCCAGACCAUGUUCCAGCUCAUGACCCCAAAGCAGAUGUACGAGCGCUUGAAGGACUACGAGGUGGUAUCGCACAUCAACUGGAACGAGGACAAAGCAGCUGCCAUACUAGAGGCCUGGCAGAGGAAAUACACUGAGGUUGUCCAGCAGAGCGUGUCAAUAAAUUCGUCUCAGAAAGUUCUCACAUUCACCACCACCACCUUGGAAGACAUCCUCAAGUCCUUCUCUGAUGUCAGUGUGAUCCGGAUCGCCAGUGGCUACCUCCUAAUGCUUGCCUAUGCGUGUCUGACCAUGCUGCGGUGGGACUGCGCCAAAUCUCAGGGGGCGGUCGGGCUGGCCGGAGUGUUGCUGGUCACUCUUUCUGUCGCCGCUGGACUGGGACUCUGCUCUCUUUUGGGCAUCUCCUUUAACGCCGCUACCACACAGGUGUUGCCAUUCCUGGCCCUUGGAGUAGGGGUGGACGAUGUCUUUCUCCUGGCUCACGCUUUCAGUGAGACCGGCCAGAACAAGAGGAUUCCAUUUGAGGACCGCACUGGUGAAUGUCUGAAGAGGACUGGGGCUAGUGUAGCUUUGACUUCCAUCAGUAAUGUGACAGCAUUUUUCAUGGCCGCCCUUAUUCCAAUCCCAGCACUCCGAGCUUUCUCUUUACAGGCCGCAGUGGUCGUGGUGUUUAACUUCGCUAUGGUGCUGCUCAUCUUUCCUGCCAUCCUCAGCAUGGAUCUGUACCGCAGAGAGGACCGCCGCUUUGACAUUUUCUGCUGCUUUGUCAGUCCUUGCGCUAACCGGGUGAUCCAGUUGGAGCCGCAGGCGGCGUACGCUGACUCCUCUGCUGAAUCCAGCCGCUACAGCCCUCCACCCUCCUACAGCAGCCACAGCUUCGCCCAGCACACCCAAAUCACCAUGCAGUCCACCGUACAGCUGCGCACAGAGUACGACCCCAGAACACAGGCCUACUACACAACGGCCGAGCCCCAUUCUCACAUCUCCGUUCAACCCUAUGCCCCUAAUCCCAAUCCCAACCACAACAACAACAACAACAACCGCAACAACAGCAGCAGUGCAGGGCCAGGACCGGCUUCUGAUACAGCAUCCUGCCAGAGUCCCGAUGGCGCGAGCUCCACACGAGACUUGCUAUCUCAAUUUGGGGAGUCGAGUUUACGCUGUCUGGAGCCUCCGUGUUCACGAUGGACGUUUGCAUCGUUUGCUGAAAAGCACUAUGCCCCGUUUCUGCUGCAGCCGACAACAAAGGUGGUGGUAAUUUUUCUCUUCUUGGCACUGCUCGGGGUCAGUCUGUACGGCACCACCCGUGUCCGGGACGGUUUAGAGCUGACUGACAUUGUGCCACGAGAGACGGGCGAAUACGACUUCAUUCGUGCCCAGUUCCGCUACUUUUCCUUCUAUUACAUGUAUGUGGUGACCCAGAAAGCUGACUACGCACAGAUCCAGCCUCAGCUCUAUGAGCUGCACCAACGCUUCGGCACUGUGAAGUACGUCCUGCGGGAGGAGAAUGGCCAGCUCCCACACAUGUGGCUGCAUUACUUCAGAGACUGGCUGCAAGGUCUGCAGGAGGCGUUCGAUAAGGACUGGCAGGCCGGUAGGAUCACUCAGGGGAACUACAGGAAUGGCUCUGAUGAUGGUGUCCUGGCCUACAAACUCCUGGUGCAGACCGGCCGCAGAGACAAGCCAGUCAACAUGAACCUGCUAACUAGACAGCGUUUGGUGAGCGCCGAUGGAAUCAUCAACCCAAAUGCCUUUUACAUUUACUUAACUGCCUGGGUGAGCAAUGACCCAGUGGCCUACGCUGCAUCCCAGGCCAGCAUCCGUCCGCACCCUCCUGAGUGGCUCCAUGAUAGGACAGACUCCAUUCCUGUCAGCAGACUCAACAUUCCUGCCGCUGAGCCCAUCGAAUAUGCACAGUUUCCCUUCUACCUCAACGGGCUUCGCGAGACGCCACAGUUCGUGGAGGCCAUCGAGAGCGUCCGCUCCAUCUGCAGCAACUACAGCCGCCAGGGCCUUCCCAGCUACCCCAACGGCUACCCCUUCCUCUUCUGGGAGCAGUAUGUAGGCCUGCGCCACUGGCUCCUGCUGUCCAUCAGCGUCGUGCUGGCCUGCACCUUCCUGGUGUGUGCCGUCUUCCUGCUCAACCCCUGGACUGCCGGAAUCAUAGUCUUGGUGCUGUCUUUGAUGACGGUGGAGCUGUUUGGCAUGAUGGGAUUAAUCGGCAUCAAGCUCAGCGCUGUCCCUGUCGUCAUCCUUAUUGCUUCCGUUGGCAUUGGUGUGGAGUUCACCGUCCACGUGGCACUGGCGUUCCUCACAGCCAUCGGGGACCGGAACAAGCGAGCCAUUCUAGCACUUGAGCACAUGUUCGCCCCAGUGCUGGACGGAGCGUUUUCCACUCUGCUAGGAGUCUUGAUGCUGGCGGGGUCAGAGUUCGACUUCAUAGUCAGGUAUUUCUUCGCUGUUUUGGCCAUCCUAACAGUGUUAGGGGUCCUGAAUGGACUGGUGCUGCUCCCAGUCUUAUUGUCCUACUUUGGCCCUUAUCCUGAGGUAUCUCCAGCGGAUGGGCGAAGCCGGCUGCCCACACCGUCCCCAGAACCUCCCCCACAGGUGGUCCGCUUCACCAUGCGACCCAGUCACACGACUCCUGAAGCAGGUUCAGACUCGUCAGACUCAGAAUAUGGUUCCAACACUACUGUGUCCGGGAUUAGCCAGGAGCUUCAGCAGUAUGACCUCCAGUCCAACAGGGGGCGAUCAGCCAGACUAGAGGAGUUGCGAAUCGCCACAGGGGGCCGACAAGGCAGUCGUCAGGUUGAACUGCCAAUGUUUCCUCCUUACUCAGAUGAAGCUAGACAGCAGCAACCACCGCAGCAUUACAGGUCUACCCAUCUACCCAGUUCUCAGGAUGCUGGACCUCAGUCGUCAAAGCGAUAUGGUAGCAGGGACCCUAAGAGGGACUUUGGGAGCGGACCCCCGCCCCCCCCUCACAGGCCGCGCAUGGAUGCUUUUGAAACCGCUACUGAGCCAGGUGGCUGUUCGGGCCCCAACCACCGGGAACGUUCAGGGGCCCAUCGUCCCCGCUCCCACAACCUCUACACUCAUCCUUCCCAUCCGUCCACAGGCCCCGCCUACUGUCAGCCCAUCACAACAGUGACAGCCUCGGCCUCAGUGACGGUCGCCGUUCAUUCGGGGAUGCCGGGCCAGAGCCCCGCCUACCCGUCCCACCCCUCCAAUGACAGCUAUCACACUUCAGAAGAUGUCUACACUGACCCUCACUUCUCCGACCCUCAUGUGCCCUUUGACAAGAGCAGUGACAGCUCGAAAACAGAGGGCAUGGAGCUGCAGGAUCUAGAAUAUGACACUCCCAAUGUCUGCCACUCAACACCCUCCAGCUGAGUGGUUGAAUGUUGAAGCUCAAACAGCCAAAGAUGGGACAUCAGUGUGCCAGCGUGGCAGAAACAUGGUGCUGCAUGGCGGGAACACUUUGACCAGCAGCGCCUUUUCGGUGCUUGACUCUGUUACUGUAUAACCCUGGUGUAUUAUUGUUAGAUAUUUCUAUAAGUAUUUAUGUGUACACAAAUGUAAAUAAUGAAUGAGAGUGGCUAUAAUUUGACCCACACAUCAUUUGUGUGUGUAUCUGUGCCAUAAGGAAACUUCAUUCUCGACAAACAUUUCAGCAUACGGUCGUUGCUGCUUAUGAUAUUGUUGUAAUGUUUGUAUAAUGCUAUGCAAUUAUCUUCUCUAAUUUUAUAGAACCGUGCGUGUGAGAGUUUGAAAAUGUGUUGUUGUGUGUGUGAAUAUUUUUGGUUCACGACAGACCCCCUAGACCCCUCAGAUGCAUAUUAACUAACAAAAACAAACUCUAAGUGACCUAACAUAAUAUGUUAAAUGAUUUU
This is a messenger RNA of Cyprinus carpio (common carp), 5329 nucleotides long. Its product is annotated as protein patched homolog 1. Gene Ontology annotation, molecular function: hedgehog receptor activity; hedgehog family protein binding; smoothened binding. Gene Ontology annotation, biological process: smoothened signaling pathway. The record is from RefSeq and is a predicted model, not a curated record. NCBI's taxonomy places the organism in Eukaryota, Metazoa, Chordata, Actinopteri, Cypriniformes, Cyprinidae. Gene Ontology annotation, cellular component: plasma membrane.